UGGACAUAGGUUAGGUACUCUCUAGUAAGCUAGAACAGCCUCUAACUAAGCAGCUCAUCUCAUCUCUCCCAUCAGCGAGUAAUUAAGUAGUACAGAUUCGCAUGUUCUUCAGAAUAAUUCGGGCUUUUUUUUGUUGUUAUGCUUUUUUUGUCAAGCACUUUACCAAAGGGCAUGUUAAUAGAAUUUUCAACUGUAAUAUGUUCUACAUUUGUAUCAUUGCCACUUUCCCUGUUGAAUCCUUAGUUACCUCUCUUGGUGUUAAAUGUCUACAUUUUCAUUUUUUUUAUCAUUGCAGUACGUACCAGGUAUGAAAACUUAAGCUGUAUAUCCCACUCUCUGUUGGGGUAGAUUUGUAUAUGUUAGGAACUUGAAAUGGAUUCUUCUACCAUUCUGAUGUGGAACCUAACUAAACUUCAAUUUUCGAAAACUCGAUCACUCAUUUAUAAAAGCCGUAUUGAAUCGAUCUAGUUACCAGUAAGCAGAAAGAGAUGGGUCAUAAGGACUUUUUUGCCCACAUUAUCAAUGUCCUCCAUGUGGAACAUGAGUGGGCUUUCAUAGGCAAGGGUAGUUGAUUAAAUAUUUUCCAUAGGCAAGGUUGUUGGUUAAAGACUUGCACUUAAGCAUGUGUGGCAGGAACACGAAAACAAAAACAAACAAACAAACAAACAAAUAAAAACUGUGGAGGCAGAAGAAGAAGCUUGGCUGUUAGUGAUGUCGAUUGUUGUGGAUGUCAACAGAGUAUCAGAUAUCUGUGAGAGUUCAAGUAGGAGAACCCGAGAUGAAAGUGUCUUUGAGAAAUUGAAGAAGGCGGCUCGAGAUGGAGACAUCGAAGAAUUGUAUAAACUGAUAGCUGAAGAGCAAAACAUUCUAGACCACUUUGAUGAAGUGCCUUUCUGUGAGACGCCACUACACGUGGCAGCUGAAAACGGGAAAACCCAUUUUGCGAUGGAACUAGUGACUCUUAAGCCCUCGCUUGCAUUGAAGCUAAACGUGUCAGGCUUCAGCCCAAUCCAUUUAGCCCUGCAAAACAACCACGUGAGAAUGGUUAGAGGGUUUAUAGCAAUCGACAGCAGCUUAGUUAGAAUCAUGGGAAGAGGGAGGAUUACCCCUUUGCACCAUGUGGCUAGAAUAGGUGAUGCAGAAUUGCUUAGUGAGAUCUUGAUGGCUUGUCCCUCUUCAAUAGAAGAUUUAACAAUAAAGCGUGAGACAGCUGUGCAUAUUGCGGUAAAGAACCACCAGUUUAUGGCGUUCAAGGUUCUGUUUGGAUGGAUCAAGAGAGCGAAUAGGGUGGAAAUCUUGGAUUGGAAGGAUGAAGACGGUAACACAGUCUUCCAUAUUGCUGCAGCUAUCAAUCAGACUGAGGUCAUGGCGUUGCUACGUAAAAGCGUUAAAAUAGCAGCCAAGAAUUUGAAUGGCAAAACGGCGAUGGACAUAUUCGAAGCUCACCAGCCUCCUUGUUUCCCUGAAGCAAGAACAAUUCUCCAUACUGCCAAAGAAAGGCUAUUUAGUUGUUCCACAAUAACUCUUGCAGAAUAUUUGAGCAAAGAUCUAACGUUUCUCGAGAAACGGAACAAUUUCUUAGGGCUGAGCAAUUUAAGCAUAUCUAGAGCCAGACCUCUAACCAGUAGCCAUCGCCGUGAUGCAAUAUAUGUGGUGGUUAUACUUAUAAUAACAACUUCAUUCCAGGCUGGUUUUAGUCCUCCAGGCGGAUUUUGGCAGGAGGACGGCAUGGAUCAUCACUACUUCUAUCACAAAGCUGGGCAAAUGACUAUGUCUUUCUCCAAUGCCUUAAUUUUUAAUGGCUUCAACGGGUUUGCCUUCUUAUCAUCCCUAUACGUGAUCAUGAUCCUCACAAUUGGACUUCCCAUGUGGAAGUUAAUCUAUUGUUCAACGGCGUGUUUAGGUCUCGCUUUGUUAGCAUCAUACGGCACUAUAUUCCCGUAUCCUAACAGCUAUAUAGGGUAUAUCCCAUUGAUCGCCUUCGUCUAUGCAUUCCCAUCGAUUGUCACAAUCAUGCUGUUUAGUGUUUUCAUGGCAUUCAUUGUUGACAAACGUGGCCGGAGACUAGUAGACUUCCCGGCGAGCUGCUUCAGCUCAUCUCAUGAGUUGUCGCUAUGAUCAUUAGAAUACGUUGAAAACAUGAUACCAUGCACGAGGAAUAUUAGUUAUCUUUCAAUGUGGGACUAUGAUGUGUGGAGCCAAAGAGAGAACCAAAGAAGAGUUUGAAAGUUCUUGCUAUAUGGAUCCUUUAAUUGUAUGGAGACUGUAAUGGGACACUUGUAACAGAAAUAAACUAUUAUGUGUUUUUCAAGCUAGCUAGUGUUAUGAAUUUAAAUUGUCAACUAGUUCGUUCUAAUAACUAGUUUCUCAGCUGAAAUUAAACGCUGUUUAUUUCAUACUCUUUCGUUCAUUUCAUUUUGCUGAUCUUUUUUUCCUUGAUUAUUUGUUGCUUGCUGAGUCUUGUUUUGCUUCUAGAAAAUUGAUUAAUAUUUAGAGAACGUACACAAAAGUGGCAGAUAGACUAGAGGAUAUAGUUUUCAAGGUUGAGUAUUGAAAACAUGUACAAAUUACAAUGACCAUUACUCAGAGGAAGUCUGGAAGGGGCUAACACAGAAUUUGCUCUCUACACAGUAUAUGAGUCAAUGAAAUCAUAUUAUGCAACUCCUUCUGGAACAGGCUCGGGACAGAACUCAGUUAUUCAUAAUGAGAUACGUAACGGUAUUUUUUCAAAAAAAAAAGAGAUACGUAACGGUAUCUCAUGUAACAAUGUAUGUCAUAUGGUGAAAAAGCAAUCAACCGAAACAUGGUGAAUCGCCCAGCAAAAAUCAUCCAAAUGGUAGACAGACAGGUUCGCAAUCGUCUAUCAUCAGUCCGAGGUAUGUG
Molecule: messenger RNA, 2883 nt
Organism: Brassica napus (rape)
Lineage: Eukaryota; Viridiplantae; Streptophyta; Magnoliopsida; Brassicales; Brassicaceae
Product: ankyrin repeat-containing protein BDA1
Exons: 2
Coding region: 712-2118 (468 amino acids)
Molecular function (GO): protein binding
Source: RefSeq, a predicted model, not a curated record